GAUACGUUGCUCUUCAGGCGAUUCGAAAAUCGAAAUAGCACUGAAAGCAGCUCCCACCUCCAAGUACAUCCAGCACCAUGUCCGAUUUCGACUCCAAGUACGUCACUACCAAUAACCGGCCAGGUGCACCGCAGUAUGAUGAUGCAUUCGUCAAUUCGUUGAAAGAAGAUAUGCUAUCGGAGGCACCAGACCUAGCGCUAAUAGCCGACGCGGUCCUGUCAUCUUGCGCUAUUGGGGCGCAUCGAGCGGAUUUCGUGCCACGAUUGCUUGAUGCCGCACUCCAGACCAUUCACCAAGAUAUCGAGAAAUCAAAGGUGUGCUUUGAGCAGUUCAGGGCCGUGGUCAUGAUAUGCUGGCCAUUCAUUGGCAUUCCAUGGUGUGUCCCGGCCUGUUUGGGCAUGGUAAAUGUCCUAGAAAAGUAUAACCUGCUUUCAAUUGCGUACGGUCGCGCCCAGCCUCCGUUGAGCGAUGCACACAUCGCCAUGGGCCAGGAGCUUCAACAGCGCACCUACGCAAAUGUGCAGAAUUCCGAAGUGCAAGCCAUGCUCCAGAACUGUUUUGCAGACUUUACAUUAACGACUUGGGGGGUCGUGUUCGGCUAUUCGCUUGCAGAGACGACGAAUAGAGGCAUUUUCGAAGCCCACCAGUCGCAGUUGAUUCUUGCCGCGUCCAUUGCCUCAAGCGGAGCGACAAGGCAAGCGAGGUCGCAUAUGACAGGUGCAUUGGGCCUCGGGCUUUCAGUGGCUGCAGCCAAGGCUAUAUUGAAGGCUGCGAAGAGACUAAAUGAGUGGAACGGUGUCGAAAUCAGCGACAUUGAUGCCGGAGAAUUGAAUCGACAAAUGGAAGCAGCCCAAGCUGCAAAGUAACGAGAUAGAUAAACAAUCCUAUAAGAACUUUGUUCUUGAACCUUAAAAAUCUGUACUG
This is a messenger RNA of Eremomyces bilateralis CBS 781.70, 924 nucleotides long. RefSeq lists its product as uncharacterized. The transcript has 2 exons. NCBI's taxonomy places the organism in Eukaryota, Fungi, Ascomycota, Dothideomycetes, Eremomycetales, Eremomycetaceae. The coding region runs from base 78 to 866 and encodes 262 amino acids. The record is from RefSeq and is a predicted model, not a curated record.